Sycon ciliatum is the source of this 2386-nucleotide messenger RNA. RefSeq lists its product as uncharacterized. Lineage: Eukaryota; Metazoa; Porifera; Calcarea; Leucosolenida; Sycettidae. Gene Ontology annotation, molecular function: small GTPase binding. Gene Ontology annotation, cellular component: intracellular membrane-bounded organelle. The coding region runs from base 573 to 2228 and encodes 551 amino acids. The transcript has 9 exons. The record is from RefSeq and is a predicted model, not a curated record. Gene Ontology annotation, biological process: regulated exocytosis.
UAACUGGUCUACAAGUACAAGUAAGCGAUGCGGCACUUCACCCAGCACAGUAACUUGUAGAUCUACCGCACGUACCUCCAACUCUACCCUCUGAAAUCAGAGUCAUGAAAAUUAAUGCUAGCAAACGUUUGUUGAGGGUUUGGGUCCAGCCAUGACCAUUGUGUCAUCUUCCAGGAUGACAGGGCUUCUACUUUUCCCCUUCAAGUACCAUUGUUACAAUCUUUGUGAGUCCACUACCCCAAACUGGAAAUAAUUUCGUGAGCAGUGAGGGCUGUAGUCUGUGCAUGUGCCCGAUGCUAGGAAGGAAAGGCCGAAAUUCAUUUCUUGGUCGGUGGUUCUUCAUUCACAAGGCAUUAUUCAUCUCUCUCCGUGCAAAGUCCAUAAUAAUUAUAGUUUGCGCCGACAGUGGCAGUUUUCAGCACAAGUGUGGCUAGUGUGCUCUUGCUUUGAGGUGGGUAAAACCUCCCACCUGAAGCAUAACGAGUCCGGGGUAACGUCCCCCAACUCUCCAGACGACAACGGACGGUUAGUUUGUACGGCUGUGCUGGAGUUGGCGCUGAGAGUUAGCAAACAUGGCGUUGCCUCCGUCGGCCGUGCGAGUAGAAGUGCUGUCAGCAAAGGGCCUAUCUCACAAAGGAAAGUCAGCAUUCAAUGCUUUCGUCACAAUGCAGUUGACCAAUGGAGGGAAGAAGUUUGCAACGGCCACUAUCAACCACUCGGCAGAGCCAGUGUGGGAUGAGGAAUGUCAUUUGCCGGUGACAGGAAUGGACGCCGACCUAGUAUUGACUAUUCAACACCGCAACAAGCUUGGUUUGGAGGAGUUCCUUGGGAUGCUGACAAUCCCUCUCAGACAAGUCUCUUCAAUGUCAAGCUGGGCACAGUGGAUGGACCUGGAGGGCAAGGGUGGCAGCAAGGAAAAACGACGGGGAAGCUUGAAGACCAAAGUCAACUUCAUCUACGAUAUGAAAGCACCAGCAUCACCGAGCAAGAUAUCCCGAGUGGAGGAUCAGCCCUCACCACACGCUGGACAUAAGUUGUCCUCAAAGGCAAAGAGUGUAGUGAAAGGCCUGAGUGGAGCAUUGCAUCAUCAUGGCCGAGACAAGUCACCCAGUGCAUCGCCACGCAAGUCAUUUCUGGCAGUCCCGCAAGGUGACCACGCCAAGAGGAAGCUAUCUGUUGAUGAAGUCAUGAAUGACUUGCACCUGGAUGACAGUAUGGAGCUUGAACCGGCCGACUCGUCAAAAGUAAUGCCUCGAUCUGCAACAUGUGAUCUGUCGACGACAUCUACUGCAGGCAAAGAAGAUGGCACUGAAGAGACUGGGAGCAGUUGGUCGAGGAAAGGUUCGAAGAUGCGCCGUCGUCUGUCAAUGCCUUCGAUAAACCAGCACGGCAGUGGAGCAGGUCGGGGUAGCAUGACCAGUGUGAGUGCUAUUGAUGAGGCUACCGAAUCCACAACGGCCACUAGAUCAGGCUCCGGGUCGAACACGCCGGUUUCGGGCUCAUCACCAGUUUCCCAUUCUAAACACCGGCGUAUCAACACCAUAGCACAAACAUGGCUCAGCAGAACAAGAUCAGCAAGUGACACAGGUGUGGUGCCAACUGAAGAAGAUCUUAUCGCACAAGGAAACUUCACAUCUCUAUCGAAACAGACACUGCUGAAGGUUGCCACUCGCCAGCAUGAGGAGCUAGCUGAGAAGAAUGAAGAGCUGGCUAACUUACGUGGCUACAUUGAUAUGGUGCUGAUGAGGGUGAUCGAACACAAUCCAGAGCUUCUUGUCAACCUGUCAUCACCCCAGCACACAGGCAGGGAGCAGCGAGAUGGAGGUAGCAACAGUUACUAUGCCCAACGACCACUGGUACAAGCCUCGCAUACAUCUGACUCUGGCUGUGGCUCCGGCAAUACCAGCCCGGAGCGGUUCAGCCAAGACGACGCCCGGCACACGCGCUACCAGAGGUCUUCGAGCAGUCCUGUGGUUCCAUCGCACUUGCGACGGCCAUCGCUAGUCUCAGCAACGUCGUCGGACAGCCGGGAAGUGGCCUUCCAUUCUUCAUUCUCUGGUUCCAUGACCGGCCAUGGUACCGAUGGCACCACCGCACAUCAACGUACUGGUUCGGGCACUUCAUCUCUGCUGGAUUCAGGCUCGACAUCACUCAUCACCAGUACUGCUGACAGAAACAGCCAUGACGGUAGCAUGCAACAUUCAGCUCGCUACAGGCCAACAGGAUGAGUUAGCGGCACAGUGCCCUACUUGAAAUACACUGUACAUGAUGCAUUGAAGCAAGUUCUCAUCAAGCACAUCACAUGUCUUGUGGGAACCUUGAAAGGGGAAUGAUGGCGCCAACGUAAACGAAGUGUGCGCUACGAAACUGCUAUGAUAUAAAUUAU